Penicillium subrubescens is the source of this 1506-nucleotide messenger RNA. RefSeq lists its product as uncharacterized. The coding region runs from base 1 to 1506 and encodes 501 amino acids. The record is from RefSeq and is a predicted model, not a curated record. The transcript has 5 exons. NCBI's taxonomy places the organism in Eukaryota, Fungi, Ascomycota, Eurotiomycetes, Eurotiales, Aspergillaceae.
AUGUCCGCCCCGGAGGUUCAGCACAAGAUCUUGAAUGCCACUUUCAAGGGCUGUCAAAGCGAUGACGGAGGUAUUCCCGUCCACAAAUUCUUAGGCAUCAAAUAUGCCAGCGUGCCGGCGCGAUUUGAGAGGGCGCUUGCCGUAGAUAGUUUUGCUGGCGCCACCGUGGACGCUACGAAAUACGGGCCGAGAUGUCCUCAAGUCGACAUAGAUGUCCGUCAUCUACUACGCAUUCCCGAGGACUUUGCCAUUGCCCCGGAGGCAGAGGAUGAAUUUGAAUGCUUGAAUCUUGAGAUUACUUGCCCUCCAGUGUCCUCGGUUACUGGGCCCCUCCCAGUGCUUGUUUGGAUUCAUGGUGGCUCUCAGGUUGUCACCUUCUGCUCGGCUCAAUCCAAGAUCUGUGAUCCGACAAAGCUUGUUGCGGACUCCAUUAAAGCGGGAAAGCCGAUUAUCUUUGUAUCAAUCAACUAUCGCCUCAACAUUUUCAGCUUCGGGGACGGUAAAGAGAAGAACUUGGCUCUCAAGGACCAGCAGCUUGGUAUUGACUGGGUGCGCAAGAAUAUCGCAUCUUUUGGUGGUGACCCUGAGAAUAUUACCCUCUCUGGUGAGAGCGCGGGUGCAAUUUAUACUCAUGCGCACCUGAUUACUGGACCGCCUGUAAAGCGGGCAAUUCUUGCAUCGGGCACUUUGUACCUGUCCUCGCCACUACCCGUGGAGCGAGGUAACGGUUUGAUCAAGGCCCUUGAAGCAAAGGUUCAAGAACUGGGCCAGGCUUCACUUCGGGAAUCAUCUGUCCCAGUCCUGAUUCAGGCAUUGAAAGACUGUAAUGUCAAUACAAUGUGGAUUCAGGAAGAACUCGAGCUAGAGAAUUGGGAAACUAAAGAGGAGCAAGUGGACGAGCUUAUGAUCGGAGAUACAGAAUAUGAGUCCGUGAUCUGGCGAAAUGGCGUUGAGCUUUUUGAUGGCGAGACUAUUGCCGCGGCUUUCGACAGUGACAAGCAGUGGGGUACCAAGCUUCGCAAACUAUACCAAGUCGUGGGCGAUCGUCCUACGGCUGCAAAGCUUGGUGCUCUGGAUCUUGUCAACGAUGCGCGCUACACGCUGCCCGUCGAACUCGUUGCCAAUAAGCUCGAGGUGGCCAACAAGAAUGUCUACAAGUAUGUUGUUGACCAGACCAAUCCCUGGCAGCCAUCGAGUCGAUCCCAUCAUGCGGUUGAUCUGCUAUUCCUUUUUGAUGGCGUCGACCUGUCCUUCAAUCCUGCUGCACAGGCAGUUGGAAAGGAAAUGCGCAAUCGCUGGAUCCAAUUUGUCUCCGGUGAAAGCCCUUGGUCUGAGGAGUCUCGCUUUGCGUAUGGACCUUUUGGCGAAUGCAAGGAGAUCGACGCGAUGCAGUUUGCUGCACGACGACGAGUUGAGCACUGCAAGGUGCUGCAAGAGGUCGGCAUUGGCACCUACAUGCCCAUUAUUGCUUCUUUGACUGCUGGGCGUAUUAGCCUGCUCAACUAG